This is a messenger RNA of Saxophila tyrrhenica, 1590 nucleotides long. RefSeq lists its product as uncharacterized. Gene Ontology annotation, biological process: transmembrane transport. Gene Ontology annotation, cellular component: plasma membrane. Lineage: Eukaryota; Fungi; Ascomycota; Dothideomycetes; Mycosphaerellales; Extremaceae. The record is from RefSeq and is a predicted model, not a curated record. Gene Ontology annotation, molecular function: transmembrane transporter activity. The transcript has 4 exons. The coding region runs from base 1 to 1590 and encodes 529 amino acids.
AUGCAUUCCCUUCGCGAUCUGGACAGCACGGAGGGCACUGUCCAACUACAUGCAGUCACCGAAGACGGCCAUCUGAUUCUCCAUCCAACGCCGAACCCUCACGAUCCCAAUGACCCUCUCCGGUGGCCACGCUGGAAGAAGCACGUCUGCUUCGGCAGCGUCUGUGCCUUCACGUUUCUGACGAAUUAUGCAAUCGGCGGCCUCGCGCCAGCAUUCUAUGGCCUGAGCAUCGAGUUCAACAAGACUCAGACCGAGACCAGCGCCCUCCUCCUAUGGCCUAUCCUCGUUCUCGGAGCUUUCAACUUCUUCUGGGUCCCAUUAGCGAACUAUUUCGGCAAACGACCAAUCUUCGUCGUCUCCUCGCUGCUGCUGAGUCUCUGCUACCUCUGGGGCGCCGUGACGGAUACGUUUACCUCGCUGCUGUGGAGUAACAUCAUCGCCGCUUUUGCUGGAUCAGCCACUGAAGCGGUUGCGGUGGCGACGGUCAAUGAUCUGUACUUCCUGCACGAGCGUGGGAAUAUGAUGAGCUUCUACAUCAACUCGAUUAAUGGAGGCAAUACCAUCGGGCCUCUGAUUUGUGGCUUCAUCAUCACGGGCACGACGUGGCGAGUACACAAAUGGAUAGCGUUUGGUCUUACGUUCGUGAAUUUCCUGGUGGUCGUGCUGUUCUGUCCAGAGACACGGUACUACCGCACUGGCGUUCGAGAAGUGGAAGGACCUGGCAGAGCGUUCGAGGGCUCAUCAGACAUCGAGAUUGCAGCAUCCGCUGGUUGGAACUCUGAGAAAGCUCACGCCACGACAGCCAGUGGUCUUAGCAGUCCCUCGGAAACGCAGGAACAACUUCCAAAAAAGACCUGGAAGCAAGAACUCUCCCUCUGGUCCGGCGUCCCGAAGGAGACGAGCCUCCUCAAGCUCUUCAUCCGCCCCCUCCCACUGAUCGUAUACCCAGCUGUCAUCCUUUCCUUCUUGGGCUUCGCAGUCUCCCUCGCCUGGGUGGUCGCGAUCAACAUCCUCAACCCCUUCGUUCUCCAAGCACCGCCGUACAACUGGAAACCGAGUAUCAAUGGCCUGAUCAAUAUUACCGGCUUGAUCGGGAACGUGAUCGGAGCCUGGCUGGGCGGUUGGGUUGUGGAUCGGUAUUCGGACUGGAGGAGCAAGCAGAAUGGAGGGGUGUUCCAGCCGGAGUGUAGGUUGCAUUUGGUCGUGAUCCCGGCGCUGAUUGUGCCGGCUGGGUGUUUGGCUUUCGGGUAUGGGGUUGCGGAGGAGUUGAAUUGGACUGCGCUCUUCUUCGGCAACGGCAUGGUCUCCGUGGGCCUCACGUUCGUGCCUGUGGCGACGAUGACCUACGUUAGCGACUGCUAUCUCCCAGUCAACGCCGAUGCCCUCGAGCUCGUCAACGGCCUCAAGAACAUUGUCGCCUUUGGCUUCCUCUACGGCGUAGUGCCGUGGGUGACCGAGGCUGGGUACAAGGAUGCUUUUGGCACGCAGGCUGGGAUAUAUGUGCUGGUGCUGUUGGUUACUGUUGUGCCGGUUGUGGUGUUUGGGAGGAGGAUUAGACAUGUUACGGCUGGGUGGAAGGUUAUACUGUAG